This is a messenger RNA of Ylistrum balloti, 1608 nucleotides long. Its product is annotated as alpha-1,6-mannosyl-glycoprotein 4-beta-N-acetylglucosaminyltransferase-like. The coding region runs from base 1 to 1608 and encodes 535 amino acids. The transcript is spliced from 3 exons. Lineage: Eukaryota; Metazoa; Mollusca; Bivalvia; Pectinida; Pectinidae. The record is from RefSeq and is a predicted model, not a curated record. Gene Ontology annotation, biological process: protein N-linked glycosylation. Gene Ontology annotation, molecular function: acetylglucosaminyltransferase activity.
AUGUAUUACCGCAUAGCAAACCGAGAAGUUUCAUAUUACCUUCCAAUAUUUUCAAAAGCACUGGAGUCACAUCACAUUCCGACAUCAAAAAGAGAACCAGGACCACGACGCCAGCCGCCAUCACCAGAAUCAACAGAGAAUGGAGUUACCGGGAGGCUGCGAGUUGAUCACAGAAAAGCUCUCUUGUACGGAAAGGCUAGACCAAUUAAAAGUUACCUGACUAUCGGGAUCCCCACUACCCGGCGACCGCGUGUGGAUUACCUGGAGAAGACGCUAUUUUCUCUAAUCUCCCACUCCCAGGAAUCCCAGCGAAUGUCAAUAGUAGUCGUCAUCUUCAUAGUGGACAGAAAUGAGACCUGGACAAGGAUUAGGGGCAAACGGCUGGCCGACAAAUACCCUGAACUCAUACAGAACGGGUUUUUACAGGUCGUCCAUCCACACGAUAAAAAAAUAUACCCGGAUUUUAAAAAACUCAAAAGGACUUUUAAUGACUCUGCUGAAAGAGUAGCUUGGCGGUCGAAACAGAAUAUCGACUAUGCGUACCUCUUCUCGUAUAGUGAAAACAUAUCGAAAUAUUAUCUCCAUAUUGAAGACGAUGUGCUAGCAGCCAGCAGUUACUAUACCGACAUAGCGAAAUUUAUCGAGUCACGAACGAACAAAUUCUGGUAUUAUCUCGAGUUUUCUCACAUAGGAUUCAUAGGAAAAUUGGUAAGAUCGUCCGACCUUCAGGAUUUGUCGGAUUACAUCAUGCUUUUCUUUGCGGAACAACCCUGCGAUCUUCUACUCCUUCAUAUAAGUAAAAUUAAAUUGCAAUCAAGAAGGAUUUAUAGUCCUAAAUCAGUGUUCCAGCACAUAGGUACCGUGUCAUCUUUACCGGGAAAGGUGCAAAAGAUUACUGAUAAAUAUUUCAAAGACUCGUUCGUUUCCAAUAUGAAGCAAAUUCCUCGAAAACAAUUCUAUCAUGUAAAUCCCUCCGCAACUAUUGAGACUGAUAUGCGGAUGUUUUCUAAACACAAACCGUUAUUUGCGUACGAUUUGUCGGAUGAUUAUUUCUGGGGAAUUAGUCCUAGUCAAGGAAACUACUUCCGGGUCAAAUUCAAAGCUCCCCAAAACAUCAGUCAUAUAUUUAUAGAUUCUGGCAUUGAAGGAAAAGAAGCCGACAUACUGCACGAAGCCCAACUGUUAGUAUCAACUAUUACACCUGAUCAGAGUUUACAACCCUGUCAAAGUAGGACAAUUGUCGCAAACUUCACAAACGGGGAUGUUGAUACUAGGGGAUCAAACAUUUCACUUCCGGUAAAUAUAGACUGUGUUAUUAUUGAAAUUACGGCCAGUCAUUCUAGCUGGAUCGUCAUUAGAGAGAUUGCAAUAUUUCUUCCCGGAGAAACAACGGAAUCAAAGAAGAGUUCACUGUCCAGAAAACCCCUAAAGGAAAACACAGUGCAAAGAAAACAGGCAACAACGACAAAAUACCCAUCAGAACAAAAUAUGGUUCCUGGAGAGCUGAAUCAUACAAAAAUAUCUCAUACUGACAUUCUCGUAAAACAUCAAAAUAAAAGUCUUACACAAAUGGAAGACACAUGGAAUAUCACGAUGCCACUAGAAUAG